AUGCAGAACCUGACCGACCUCCCAGUCAACACCACGACGUCCAACAGCAACCUCUCGGUCAUCGUGAAGGUGUGUGUGGUGAUGCCGAUCUUCAUAGCGUUCCUGUUCUUCAUCCUCCUGACGCUCUACACCUUUGCAUCUCACAGGCAGUUCUUUGACAGCUCGCGUUACAUGCUCUUCACUUACAUGCUGAUCAACGACACCCUUCUGCUUUUCUCCUCCGUCGCCCUCUUCCUGCUGGCCAUGGCUGAGGUUCAGUUCGCCAUCAUCUACUGUGCUCCGCUUUUAUUCUUCUCCACCGCCACCUUCCUAAACACACCGCUCAUCCUCUCCACCAUGUCCCUGGAGCGAUACGUGGCCAUCUUCUACCCGCUCCACCGUCCCGCCAUGUGGAGAUCUGAAUGGAUCUGGACCAUCAUUGUGAGUCUGUGGAUCAUCAGCUGCAUCUUGCCCACCGUUGACUUCAUCCUGAUGCGCCUCAAGCCUAAUGUGAACAUCCUGUCCACCCCAGUCCUCUGCAAGACCACAAUACUCAACGCUUCUCCCAUUCAGGCUUUAUUCAAAGUAAGCCUCAAUGGGAUCUUCUUCGCUGUGGUGACCGUGGUCAUCCUCUUCACCUAUAUUCGGAUCCUGAUGGAGACCCGGCGGAUGCGACAAGAUAGGGCAUCCGUAAGAAAGGCUCUACACACUGUGAUACUCCACGGUCUCCAGCUGCUCCUCAGCAUGAUGGCCUUUUCUCAACCCAUCGCAGAACUCUUGCUUGUCCAGCGAGUGAGCUUGUCUCAGGCAGAUAUGUCUUUUGUAUACUAUGUCUGCUUUAAUUUGUUCCCUCGGUUUCUGAGCCCGCUCAUUUACGGAAUCCGAGACGAAAAGCUUAAAAGUUACAUGAGGAAAGUCCUGCCUUGUUAUGGGGCACGUGUUGACCCGCAUAAACUAGAAACUAAAUGA
Danio aesculapii is the source of this 948-nucleotide messenger RNA. It is a transcript of the gene or95a1, whose product is annotated as odorant receptor, family 95, subfamily A, member 1. The record is from RefSeq and is a predicted model, not a curated record. Gene Ontology annotation, molecular function: G protein-coupled receptor activity. The coding region runs from base 1 to 948 and encodes 315 amino acids. Gene Ontology annotation, cellular component: membrane. NCBI's taxonomy places the organism in Eukaryota, Metazoa, Chordata, Actinopteri, Cypriniformes, Danionidae. Gene Ontology annotation, biological process: G protein-coupled receptor signaling pathway. The transcript has a single exon.